This is a messenger RNA of Phaethon lepturus (White-tailed tropicbird), 1681 nucleotides long. RefSeq names its product ADP-ribosylation factor 4 (gene ARF4). NCBI's taxonomy places the organism in Eukaryota, Metazoa, Chordata, Aves, Phaethontiformes, Phaethontidae. The annotation marks the transcript as partial. The transcript is spliced from 5 exons. The record is from RefSeq and is a predicted model, not a curated record. Gene Ontology annotation, molecular function: GTP binding; GTPase activity. Gene Ontology annotation, biological process: intracellular protein transport; vesicle-mediated transport. Gene Ontology annotation, cellular component: cytoplasm; plasma membrane.
CUAGUUGGUUUGGAUGCUGCUGGUAAGACAACUAUUCUUUAUAAACUGAAACUAGGAGAAAUUGUCACCACAAUUCCCACUAUUGGCUUUAAUGUGGAAACAGUAGAAUAUAAAAACAUUUGUUUCACAGUUUGGGAUGUUGGUGGUCAAGAUAAAAUUAGACCUCUUUGGAGGCAUUAUUUCCAAAACACACAGGGUCUCAUUUUCGUGGUAGACAGCAAUGACAGAGAAAGAAUCCAGGAAGCAGCAGAAGAGCUGCAGAAAAUGCUUCAGGAGGAUGAGCUGCGAGAUGCAGUGCUGCUUCUGUUUGCAAACAAACAAGAUCUGCCAAAUGCCAUGGCAAUCAGUGAAAUGACAGAUAAACUAGGUCUUCAGUCUCUGCGUAACAGAACUUGGUAUGUCCAGGCUACCUGUGCUACGCAAGGAACUGGUCUGUAUGAGGGACUUGACUGGCUGUCAAAUGAACUAUCAAAACGCUAACUCAAACUGGAUGACUCUUUCACCAGGGACAUGUUUGAUAUAAGUGGUCUAGGCUUGUUACAACAAAAUUAGUUUGCAUCUUGGUUAUUACAGUAUCUGGAACUGAUAUUUGGGCAGGAUAUUACAGCGUUUCAACUUACUUUGUUGCCAAUUACUGUUUACCGAGCUACAUGUUGCAAAGGUAGCAAUAUGCUUGGGUAAAGAUUUCCUUAACUUGGAAAAAGUGUAUCUUCUGAUUUUACUCCCCUUGUUAGCCUAAAUGCCUGAAUAUAGUUAUUGUGACAUCUUUAAGAUCUGUUUUGAAUACUCUUUUGAGCCCAAAUAAAUUAAUGUGUUUUUUUAAUUUUUUUUCCUCCCUGCUACUUUUAGUUUACUGAUGCCCUGUUUCAUUCCUCAGACAGUCUGCUGAUUUAAAAAUGUAGCAUUCCGUAUGUAUUUAUUUCUCUCCCUUGCCAAAAAGAAUUCCUAAUACUGCUUGUUCCAGCCAAGGAAAUGCUCUAAAACACUAUACAAAUCUACUGCACUGAGGAACAUUUUAUUAAUCCUUGGGUUCUGUCAGCCCAACUUGCCUUUGUGUGAAUUGGAUUUGAUGGGUAGAAUAGUUCUGUGCUGGUUGCGAAGAGCUCAUGUUGAGGUUGUUUUUAAUAUUCAGCAGAUUGUCUUCCUUUAUAUUGUAUCUUUUUGGGUUUUUAUGUUGCAUGUUGCUUUUUGGUAUCAGCCUGACUAUUUUUGCCCAGUGUAUAAUAGUUCUGCUGAAGUUUUACUGUUUGUUGGUGAACAUAUCUUCAUAAAGAAAUUUUGGAAAAUUCAUCAAACUCAAUGGAUUAGUUUCUUCAUAACCCACUUGGAAUUAUUCCUAAUAAAAUGAUAAAAUGUAUAGUUCUGUGUAUGCUCUUCUUGAUUCCUGAAAUAGUUGAACUGCAAGUUACCAUUUACUGUUUUUUCCAUAUACUGAGCUUUCCUGCAACUUGAAUGUGAACAUCAGUCUUGCUUUUCAAUUUGUUUGAAGCUAUGUAGAGCGGGACAUGGAAGGUGGGCAACAAAGUUGAUUACAGUGCAGUAGAGUAGCUGUCAUCAAGACUUAUAUAAUUCUGUGUCUUUUGAAGUUGUAAAUCUAAAAUUCCUUUUAAGAUGUCCAGAUAUGAAAAUACUAAGAGUUACAAAAAUUGUAAUAAAACAAAUACUAACUGCCUGAAAAGCA